CGAGACGAGGGGCACUCGCACGAUCAGGAACGAGAGGAAGACACAAACAUCUGCGGAUGACGGCCAUGCGAUGAAACAGCCGCUAGGACAACGGCUACUUUCCUAUCGCUGCUGUAGCGCCGUCUUCCCGCAUACAUCGUGGAACAGGUAUUCAAGGGAUUACGAAGUGGUACGGACUGGGGUGAUGUCGUCGCCGUGGGAGGCGGGCCAGGCGGCUGACCAACGUCGGUCGCUGACCGGCUACAACAUCAGAGACAGGGCACGCCGUGCGCUUGCUUCUGGCGCUGAUGUGCUCUCCACAGCGAUGGCUUCCAAUCAGUCUCAGGAUGAGAAUGCGAGUCGUGCAGAGCCACGGCGACGGCUGCCACGGCUUUCUACGGCCACCAAUGCUUCCUCGCUCGAUGUAGGUUCCUCGUCAUCGUCGUCACCCAUCUCCGCCUCUUCAAGGAUGUCGGUCUCGAGCGCAAAUCUAGCGAGGGCGAUCAAGAACCGAUCCACCUCGCUCUCUUCGCUGUCUGAGUAUUUGGGAUCGACGAACCUUUCGAGCGAGACGAGCGGCAGCAGCACGGCCAGCAGUGUACGGAGCUCGGAUAGCAAUAGCACUCGAGGUGCGCAGGAGAAAGGCCCAGGUGGGGAAAGGACGUACAAGCGAAGAAUAGUGCCGCAGAGGAGAUCGACAGCGACGCUCCUGCAUGACAUUCGAGCCAAAACACGGUCGUAUACGACUGCCCACCUCGGUCCUGCUGGCAGGAUGCACGAGCACAACCUCUACCCACUACCCCCUCCCGGUCAUGUUAGACCGGUCCUUCUGCCGACGUACGCAGUGAAGGAAAAGGAAGCCAUUAGCAUCCGUAUCGACGGCUUUGUCGAGGUGUGGCCCACCUCGACGGGCACGACGCAGCGCGUCUUCAAUCAGAUGGUUCGGCAGCUUGCUGGUCUUCCGAAGCUGCCUCGUCAACAGCCGACACCUCCGAGGCUGGGCAAUCUCCCGCCAUGGACACCUGCGACUCCUUCGUCCCAGAGCGCCCCUGUCUCGCCCUUGAAUGCCAACACCGACGACGCCACCUUCUUUCCAGAUGUGCCCAGUGGCAUCGAGGGGGGAAAGGCGUGGGAGGACGAGGAAGGGACGGCAGAGACGCUGACGAGGCGAGCAUUGGAGGUGGCAAAUGUGGACAAGACGGUAGACAAGGUAUUGCAGGGCGUGGGUGCGCUGCCUGUCGACGAUGAUCGAUUGCCGGAGAGUUGGAGGCAUCAUCACAAGGCACAGCAAGAAGCCGAAGCGGCGGCAGAAAACCCGAAACAACAACAGCAGCAGCAGAUGAGACAAAGACUGCAAAAGCAAGAGGAACAGGAGCAAGUCGGCCUCCUCGGCGGAUCUCAAUUCUGGGCUGGCAGGUCGCUCGAGGAGAUCAAGGGGCUGUGGGAGGUGCUGGAGCAUCGGCUCAAGUCCUUCUGGACCUAUCGGCAACCGUGGACGGAGGUCUUGAUCGAAGUGGUGCCCGUCUUUGACGAUGCUUCCGACAAGGAGGCCCCGCAGUGGACUAUCGACGACCACCGGCACGAGCCGAGGGAGGGCGACGAAGCAGUGGAGCCGCUGAUGGCGGCCACGAGGCUGCACAGUGACGCCCACGGCCUCUUUUCGUCGUACAUCACCAUCCCAUUCGACAAGCUGGACCACUACAUGGCUGCGUGCCAGUUCGACACGAAUCGAUCGGCGAGCAGCCUCGUCGGCUUCAAGGUGCGUGGGACCCUCUCGAGUGGGAGCGGCGCCGAAGAGGAGAGCAAGGUCAAGUCGCCCUGGCAGACGAUCACGCUGGGCCGGGACGAGCCGACGUCGGUGCGCGUCAUCUGCGACAUUGACGACACCUCCAAGCACACCGAGGUCCUUGCUGGCUCGCGCGCGGUGAUGCGAAACGUUUUUGCGAGGCCGUUUGACGAGGUGGCCAUCCCCGGCGUCUCGACGUGGUUCGAGCAGAUGUCGUCGUCGUGGAAGGAAGCGCAUGCCGCCAUGGAGCGCGAGGGUGCCACAGGCGGGGUGGAUGGGUGGCAUUUCAUCACCAAUGCGCCCGCCGAGAUGCAUGGCAUCAUCAAGGCCUACCUCAGCGUGUCGUCGCUCCCGCCUGGCCACCUGGCGCUGAAGCACUACCCGUCCAAGUCGGGCUCACUGCCGCUGCUCCAGGCCUACCUCCAGCCGGCGGGCACGCGCAAGCGCCAGAACCUCGAGCGCGUCCUCGACGACUUCCCACAGUCGGCCUUUGUCCUCGUGGGCGACAGCGGCGAGAUGGACCUCGAGGUGUAUGCGCAGCUGGCCGGACAGCGGCCCGCUCAGAUCCGUGGCAUUUGGAUUAGAGACGUGGGCAACCUUGCGCCUGUUGUACAGCAACCCCAGCAGCAGGGGCCGCAACAGCAGGGGCAAGCGACGGCGAUGCAGACUGGCAGCGCCGGGCUAGCGAGGCCGCCAAGGGCCGCCCUGGCGCCGUCAUCGACGGCUUCGGCCUCUUCGUAUCCGCCCCAGGCCCCACCUGCUCGACAGCAGCCGCAGCCGCAUCAACAGCAGCAGCGCGAACCGAGCCAGGCAGCAUACAACGAAGCGAUUGCUCGGCUCGCAAGAUCAGGAAUCAGCCUGCCGCGCAGCACGACGCUGCGCAUCUGGAAGACGGGCGAGGACGAGGCGGCGAGGGAGGCGUUGACGCUUGUGCGCGAGCUCCGGCGGGGCGUGCGGCCCGUCGAUCGAUAGACUACCUUACACAUGCACGGCCAAAGAAAGGGCCGAUGAACCAUUUGGUGACAGCACGCUUCAUCUCGUCAACUUAUUGCUCUUUGUUCAAUUUGCACUCCAUUAGCAACCAUAAGGCUAGAGAAUGAAGUGACGGACCUGGCUAAAUGCCGA
Messenger RNA from Acaromyces ingoldii, 2890 nucleotides. RefSeq lists its product as hypothetical. Gene Ontology annotation, cellular component: actin cortical patch. The record is from RefSeq and is a predicted model, not a curated record. Gene Ontology annotation, molecular function: phosphatidate phosphatase activity. Lineage: Eukaryota; Fungi; Basidiomycota; Exobasidiomycetes; Exobasidiales; Cryptobasidiaceae. The coding region runs from base 185 to 2737 and encodes 850 amino acids. The transcript is spliced from 2 exons.